Molecule: messenger RNA, 2052 nt
Organism: Amborella trichopoda
Lineage: Eukaryota; Viridiplantae; Streptophyta; Magnoliopsida; Amborellales; Amborellaceae
Product: glutathione gamma-glutamylcysteinyltransferase 1
Biological process (GO): response to metal ion; detoxification of copper ion; phytochelatin biosynthetic process
Molecular function (GO): metal ion binding; glutathione gamma-glutamylcysteinyltransferase activity
Source: RefSeq, a predicted model, not a curated record
AAAUAGUGAGUGGAGAGAGGAAAACCUCAAAAAAGAGAGGCCUAAUGGCUGUUGCAGGGCUUUACAGGCGUACGCUUCCUUCACCUCCAGCUGUUGAUUUCUCUUCUCCUGAAGGAAAGCUAAUUUUCACUGAGGCCCUUCAUAAUGGAACCAUUGAAGGGUUCUUCAAGCUUAUAUCUUAUUUCCAGACACAAUCAGAGCCCGCAUAUUGUGGAUUGGCUACCCUUUCAGUGGUCCUUAAUGCCCUUGCUGUUGAUCCAGGAAGAAAAUGGAAAGGUCCUUGGCGAUGGUUUGAUGAAUCUAUGCUGGAUUGUUGUGAACGUCUUGAAAAAGUUAAAGCUGAAGGCAUAACCUUUGGAAAACUUGCAUGCUUAGCUUAUUGUGCUGGUGCUCAAGUUGAAACUUUUCGUGCAAACCAAUGCUCAAUUGAUGAUUUCCGCAAGCAUGUCAUUAGAUGUGCUUCUUUAGAAAAUUGUCAUGUUAUCACGUCAUAUCAUAGACGACCUUUUAGUCAGACAGGAACAGGCCAUUUUUCUCCUAUUGGUGGCUACCAUGCUGGAAAAGACAUGGUACUCAUCUUGGAUGUUGCCCGUUUCAAAUAUCCACCUCACUGGGUUCCGCUUCCACUACUUUGGGAGGCCAUGAAUUCUAUUGAUGAAGCAACUGGACAUCAUAGAGGGUUUAUGCUUGUUUCCAAGCUUCAGAGAGCUCCUUCUCUUCUCUAUACACUGAGCUGUAAGACUGAGGCCUGGGUGACCACAGCCAAGUAUCUGAUUGAUGAAGUCCCUCUCCUCCUGAAAAGUGAAGAUAGUAAUAGCUUGCAGAAAGCUAUCUCUGUCAUUUUAAGCUCUAUGCCUGCUGAUGCUUUGGAAUUCAUAAAGUGGGUCGCAGAAGUUAGAAGCCAGGAGGACAAUGGAUCGAGCUUAAGUGAAGAGGAAAAGGAAAGGCUUAGAUUGAAGGAAGAAGUGUUGCAACAAGCUCACGAUACCAAGCUAUUUGAAUAUGUGAGAGAAUGGUUGUCCUCUGCAAGCUUAUGCCACCCAUGGAUGAGAGAGGGCAAAAACAUUUCUGAGAUUGCUGCCAACAUAUGUUGCCAAGGGGCAGGUGUUCUUACUAGUACCAUUGGCUUACCUAAAGGAACAUGUUGCAGAGAUACAACCAUAAAAAGCUUGGAAGCUAGUGGUAAACCAAUUACUCUUGUAUGCGGAAGAGUGGAGUGGUGGGGUGGAGAGCAAAACGUAGAAAUGCUGGUUCCUACAUGCAGAGAAAGGUUUGAUUGUUCAGGUGGUUGUGUAGAAUUUCACCCUUCAACCAGUGAUGUUCUCACUGUUCUUUUGCUGGCUUUGCCUCCCCAAAUUUGGUCGGGUUUGAGAGAUAAGGAAUUGCUUGAAGAAUUGCAUGGCCUCUUAUCACCUGACAAUCUCCCUGGUUUGCUACAAGUAGAGGUAAUGCACCUGAGGCGCCAGUUCAUAGUCCUAGUGAAAUGCCAAGAUGGUAUGAUGCAUGAGGAGCUGCAUGAGCUGUGGGACUCGUGAGUCUCUAAGUCUCUCUCUCUCUGAGUCAAAGGACAUACUACAUAUGCAAAUUGCCCUACUGCAUAUAAUGCUAUUCAACAUUUUGUUGAAUAAGGGGACCAACUCAGUUGUAUGUAUUACUCGGGCAAUGAUCAGGUUAAGAGGUCUCUCAUUUUCAGUCACAUUGGAGUUCUCUCCCCCAACUGUUGGAUAAGAUAUACGACAGUUGAAAUGGCAGUUACUCCAUUACCCAAUAACACAGUAUUAGCAACCGCCUUCUCAUCACCCAUUAUCUAAUCUAAUGGUUGGGGCGGGAACUCCCACAUUAUGAUCAUUUCCUGUCAAUUUAUUUAGGGCUUUAUUUCCAAGGAUUGGUAUUUGUACCCAGCUGGUGUUUUUCUACUUCAUGUCCAUUUUUGCCCAUCAAAAGAAAAAAGCUGAUAAUGUUGAUUUGGUAUCCUUACCCUUAACACAGGAACUUCUGUAAUGCAACUCAUGAAAAUUAUUGAAAUGAAACAAUUUUAUGUGGAGUAUGAAA